This is a messenger RNA of Cheilinus undulatus (humphead wrasse), 6309 nucleotides long. It is a transcript of the gene lama4, whose product is annotated as laminin, alpha 4. The record is from RefSeq and is a predicted model, not a curated record. The coding region runs from base 220 to 5859 and encodes 1879 amino acids. The transcript is spliced from 40 exons. NCBI's taxonomy places the organism in Eukaryota, Metazoa, Chordata, Actinopteri, Labriformes, Labridae. Gene Ontology annotation, molecular function: signaling receptor binding. Gene Ontology annotation, biological process: regulation of cell migration; regulation of cell adhesion; regulation of embryonic development.
GAGGGAGAGAAAGAGGGAGGAAGUCCACACAAGUUUGUUUUACAGAACUCAAGCCCGGGCCGGGACGAGGCGCAGCGCUGCAUCUGGAGGUCGGAGAAGUGGAAAAGUGAAGCCAAGGGGAGCAGCCGAGCAAGAGGAGCUGCCCGGAGACGUUCCUACAGCCAGGAGACACUGACAGGAGCCCAGACAGAGAGAGGGAUCAGUGCUCCACUCACAAAUAUGGCUGCUAGAUGUGUGUCCUGCCUCUGCCUUCUCGGCAUCCUCUCGGGGAUUGCCUAUCCAGCUUCUGCUGCCAGGCUCGGGGAGCAGCAACAGGCUCUAGUCAAAGUUUGUGCAAAAGGAUUUUUCCUGAGUGAGCAGAAUUUAUGUUUACCAUGUAACUGCAAAGGCCACGCUGACUACUGUGAAGACAUCACUGGUGUUUGUAUAAACUGCAGGGACCACAGCACGGGGGAUUUCUGUGAGAUGUGUGAGGACGGCUACAUGCUGGCCCCCAGCCUGUACGGACGCCACAGCUGUCGGCCCUGCGCCUGUCCCCUCUCCGUCCCCUCUAAUAACUUCGCUGUGCACUGUGACAGAGGAAGCUCCAGCAUGCGCUGCAAGUGUAAACAAGGCUACGCCGGACAUCUCUGUGAGAGGUGUGCUCCAGGUUACUACGGCAACCCAAUGGAAAUUGGAAACACCUGUAAGAGAUGUGACUGUAACGGCAACUCCGACCCAAACUUGAUCUUCAACGAGUGCCACAACGUGACGGGACAGUGCCUCCACUGCUGGGGGAACACGGCCGGAGACAACUGUGAGAGGUGUGCCCCUGGUUUCUACGGCGACGCCAUCAGUGCCAAGGACUGCAGAGAGUGUGAGUGUAAUAAAUGUGGCACCUCUUCAUGCGACGACAGGACCGGAGUUUGCCACUGCAAGCCAGGAGUCACCGGACAGUUCUGUGACCAGUGUGAGGAGGGCUACUCCGGUUUCUCCAGCUGUCAGGGCUGUCGGAGGUGUGAAUGCGGGCCAGCUUCCACCCGCUCCACCUGCCAUCCUCUCACCCACAGCUGCCCCUGCCGCCCGGGGGCCGGAGGUCGUUACUGCGAGCGCUGCCUUCCAGGAUACUGGGACUACAGCCCCUCCGGCUGCCAGAAGUGUGACUGUGAAAGUGGACACUGUGACAUGCACACAGGAGAGUGUCUGCUAGAGGCUGCUACCAUCAACCUGUGCAAUAGCAGUUGUGAUGAGUGUAUCUGGCACCUGGUGGGGGACCUGCGUCUGUCCAAUAAGACCCUGGACCAGCUCAAAGUGGGAGUGUUGAACAUCUCCACUGGAGCUGCAGCCAACGACAGACUCAAAUACUACAACUACACCGCUCACCGACUGCAGACUCAGUUUCAGGGCUGGAGGAAUAAGUCGUCAUCGAUGAAGGCUCAGGCUGGGGAUCUGGAGGAGGCCGCGGAGGCCGUGGUUCUAGAUAUCAAACAGCUGGGAGAAUCGGAGGCUGUGGUGGAGACUCUGGGGAACAGAGUGGACAAUGACACCCUGGAGACGCUCACGCUGGCAGAGCAGCUCAACACAGACCUCAGUGACCUCAACAUCCAAAUCGAAGACAUGAUCCAAGACUGGGAGCUAUACAGCGUCCACCAGGAUGUGGAUCCAGAGGUGGUCAGACAGAACACAGAGGUGGCCCGGGGUAUGGUGGCCUGGAUGAGGACCCUAGAUCUGUCCCCACGAGAGCCCGUCGCCACUGACGAGUCCACUGAAGCCCAUGACGUGCUGAGGCGUGUCCGUCAGUUGGAAAAGAAGCUGAUGGGCACAGACAGUCGCCUCCCGCCCAUCAGAGAGGCCCUGUCCAGUUUCUCCACCAGGCUGUCGGAUGCUCAGGGCUUCCUCCACAAAGCAGCCAGCAACGUUCAGGAAACAGAGGACACUAACAAAGCCAGCACCCUCAAAUAUCAGAGGAACCAGGCGAAGCAGCAGAGGCUGUCAGAGGACUACGCUGCUGUCAAUGAUACUCUGGAAACAGCCCAAGGCUUCAUCUCAGAGACAGAGCAAGCCGUGGAUGGGAUGGAUGCUCUAGUGCAGAACGUGUCCCAGUACCACGCAGCGAUCGAUGGAGCCAGUCAGCAGCUGAAGGAGAAGGCUGAGCGUCUGUCGCUGGCCGACAGAGAUCUGGUUCAGAGGGCCGAUGACCACGCAGAGGAGAUGGACAGACAGGCCAACGAACUGGAGGAGGAUCUGAGAGCGAGUGAUGCUAACGGCUUUGUGCACAGAGCCAUCAGCGCUGCCAAUGUCUACAACAACAUCAUGAAAUACACUGAUGAUGCCAACAUCACCUCCAUCACCACCCUGAACUUAUCUCAGAGAGCUGAGGAUGCCAUCGAUGGGAUCAACGCUCAGCUGGGGUACCUGGUAACACAGAGUGACAAUGUCUUUAAGGAGUCUGUGUCGUUACACUCAGAGCAAAAAGAGGUAGAAGCUGAGGUGGUAGAACAGCUGAAGUACAUCGAGGAGACCCAAGAGACCAUGGAUAAAAACACCAAGAAACUCGCUGAGUUAACGGAGGAUAUCAGUGGAAUCCACCCAGACAGGACCUCACAGCGUCUGGAUUUCACCGUUGAGAUUGCUGAGGGGACUCUGAACCGCUCAGCAGAGGUCCUCCAGACCAUCACCCCCAUCAGCAAAAAGGUGGAGGAGUGGGCCAACAGCAUGAAGAACAAUGAAUACUCCACCGAUGCUUAUGAGCAGGCCGUGGAGUCUGCAGGAGAAGCAGUGGAGAGCCUGAAUGGACUGGUUCCCGCUCUGCUAGACAAGCUGAGGGUGGUGGAGGAGAAGAAGCCGGUCAACAAUGUGACAACCAACAUCAGGAGGAUCAGGGAGCUCAUCGCCCAGGCCAGAAGUGUGGCCAAGAAGGUCCAAGUGUCCAUGAAGUUCAACGGUCAGUCGUCUGUGGAGGUUCAUCCUCACAGUAACCUGGAGGAGCUGAAGACGGUGACAUCCAUCAGCAUGUUCAUCAGAGUGGACCCUGACAAAGACCCUAUUGAGGACCGCUUCAUCCUGUACCUGGGAGACAGAAAUGGAAGGAAAGACUACAUGGGCCUGGCCAUCAAGAAUGACAACCUGGUUUAUGUGUACAACCUCGGAGGAGAAGAUGUGGAGAUCCCUCUGGGUUCAAAGCCUGUCAGCCAAUGGCCAGCCGUCUUCAACUACGUCAAAAUAGAGAGGCUUGGCAGACAUGGAAAAGUCUUCCUGACCAUUCCCAGCCAGACCUCCACAGACGAGCAGAAGUUCAUCCAGAAAGGAGAGGCUCCAGGCACCGACUCGCUGUUUGACAUUGACCCCAAGGAUAUCGUCUUCUUUGUUGGUGGAGUCCCGCCAGACGUCAGGCUCCCCCCUCCUCUGAGUCUGGCUCCUUUUGUGGGCUGCAUCGAGCUGGGAUCUCUGAACAACGACGUGAUCAGUUUGUACAACUUUAAAGAGACUCACGAGUUGGAUGUGGAGACAUCAGCACCGUGCCCCAGGUACAAGUUGGCGUUUUCACAGAGCCGUAUAACCAGCUACCUGUUUGACGGGACGGGCUAUGCUCUCAUCAACAACAUCGAGAGGAGAGGAAAGUUUGGGGUCGUCACCAGGUUUGAUAUUGGAGUCCGAACCGUGGCGAACAACGGCGUCCUGUUCCUAAUGGUCAAAGAGGAUAAAUUCUUCCUCUUGGAGUUAAAGGAUGGCUACCUGCGCCUCAUGUAUGACUUUGGCUUCAGCAGUGGGCCUCAAGUUUUUGAGGAUAAACUUCCUAAACUCCAAAUAAAUGAUGCUCGAUACCACGAGGUGUCGGUGAUCUACCAUCAGUCGAAGAAGGUCAUCCUCCUGGUGGAUAAGAGCCACAUUAAAUCUAUGGAGAAUCCUAAAACCACUCUACCUUUCGCAGAUAUCUACAUAGGAGGAGCUCCCUCUAGUAUUCUUCAGUCCAGGCCUGAGCUGUCCUCCGUGGUGGGCCUGAAAGGCUGCAUUAAAGGUUUCCAGUUCCAGAAAAAAGAUUUCAACCUCCUGGAGGAGCCCGGCACCAUCGGCAUCAGCAGCGGCUGCCCAGAGGAGUCAUUUAUGUCCCGUAAAGCCUAUUUCACUGGAGAGGGCUACCUGGGAUCAACAGCCAAGAUUUCACCCUUCGAUAGCUUCGAGGGAGGACUCAACUUCAGGACGCUGCAGCCCAGCGGACUUCUCUUCUACCACAGUGAAGGGUCCGAUGAGUUCAGCAUCUCUGUGGAGAACGGAGCUGUGGUGAUGAACUGCAGAGGCACUCGAGUCAAAUCCCAUAAAAAACAAUACAACGAUGGAAGGAUGCACUUCUUGAUGGCCUCAGUGAAUACUCAGAAGUAUUCGCUGCUGGUUGACGACAAAGACAAGCAGGAGAAGAAACGUCCGGCUUCAGCCUCCAGAUCCUCAUCAGGUCCUGCAGUGAGGACGUUCUACUACGGAGGAUCACCGAGCAGCAGCUUUAAGAACUUCACAGGCUGCAUCAGCAACGCCUACAUCAGCAGACAGGACCGGGACAUUGAGCCUGAAGACUUCCAGCGGUACCCAGAAAAUGUCCAGACCUCCCUACAGGACUGUCCGGUCCAACGUCCCCCGGCCGCUCUGCUGUCGCGGCACAGAGAUCACACUUCUAGAGCCAGACAGAGCCAAGCACAGGUCAACAGGGACAGGUCUAGCCUCCCUCUGGGCCUGAUGGAACUGAAGAGUGAUGACCAGGAGCCAUCAGAGCCAAAUAUCGAGCCCUGUUACCUCUCCUCAAGUCCCAGAGCGGCCCGCCAAGCCUUCCACUAUGGCGGCAUUGCUAACAGCAGGCAGCACUACAUGGACCUCCCAGACUCGUUCUCUGAAAGGUCCCACUUCUCCCUGUCCCUGAAGACGCACUCAUCCUUCGGCCUCAUCUUUUAUGUAUCUGACGCCCAAGAAGACAACUUCAUGGCUCUCUUCCUGGCCAACGGGAAGCUCGUAUUCACCUUCAACGUGGCAGACCAGAGGGUCAGAGUGAGGAGUGAACAGAAAUACAAUGACGGUACAUGGCACAACGUUAUUUUUAUCCGUGAUGGAAGUAUGGGGCGUUUAAUAAUUGAUGGGCUCACAGUGCUGGAAGACAGAGCGCAGGGAAGCAGCGUCUCCUGGCAUGUCAGCAGUCCCAUCUACGUCGGAGGAGUUCCUCCUGAGAGAGCCCAGAAGAAUAUUCAGAGAAACUCUCUGCACAGCUUCACCGGCUGUUUGAAGAACCUUCAGCUUGAUGGGCAGUGGCUCUCCUCCAAAGCAGAGACUUUCGGGGUCACUCCAUGCUUCGAGGGCCGCUCUGAGGCGGGGACAUACUUCUCUGAGGAGGGAGGCUAUGUCAUAUUAGAUGAAUCAUUUAACCUCGAGCUCAUGUUCCAGUUGGUGAUGGAAGUGCGCCCCCGUGUGGCGUCUGGGGUGCUAAUGCAUUUUCGCACAGCAGAGGGAAAUGCCACCAUGUACUUCCAUCAAGGACAGGUGGUGGUCAUUGUUAAUGAGAGGUCCAAUGAGUUUAGCACUAAGGUGACGCCCAGACAGGGUCUGUGUGAUGGAAACUGGCACAAAAUCACUGUGAUUCGAGACGCCAACACCGUCCAGCUGGUCGUGGACUCUCAAGUCAACCAUGUGAAGGGACCCCUGCCGUCCAGCGCCACGGAUAUCAGGAAGCCAGUGUUCAUCGGAGGAGCUCCAGAUCUUCUCCUCCCAGACAGCCUCGCCACCACGAAGCCCUACGUAGGCUGUAUGAGGAACCUGACCAUCAACAACAACCACGUGAACUUCAGUAAAGCUGCUCUGGUCAGCGGAGCAGUCAGCGUAGGAUCCUGUCCUGCAGCAUGACAACGUCCCGAUCCCCAACAUAGCACUGACCAAACACAUUAAAAUCUCUCUCUCUGAUAAACAUAACCAUUAAGAGACGUGUCGUCACUGUUCCUGUUAGCCUUUGUCUCAUGUCUGUUAUUUCUGUCCUUUACUGUUAUUGUCAUCUCUUCUUUAUAAUGCCUUGUGUAGCAAAUAUGACCAAAUUGUCAUAAUUUCUUAAACCAGAACCCAUAAUUUAGAGAAUGCAAUCAAAUUGUUGUUUUUUUUAAAUCAGACAGGUAAAUCUGAAUUUAUCAGUAAUUUUUACUCAAGAUAUCUUUUAAGUGCACCUAUGAAGGACAUAUUGGUAUAUUUUACACACCCAUCCAACUUUAUUAUCUCUAUGGCACAUUUUUUGUACAAAUUCAUGUCCAGAACUUUCUUUUUUUGCACUCUUUUAUUCUGAUGAAUUAAAAACAUUUACACCAA